AUGGCUGAAGCAGAGCCAGAGAAAGUGAUCAAGUUAGUUCCAGAGUAUCUCUUGAAAAAGAGAAAAAAAUACCAGGCUAUUAAAGCCACGCAAGCGAAGCUUGCACUACUUGAAAAGAGAAAGGUCUGUAAAGGUACACCGAUAAAGUUCAAGCGUCUGGAAGAUUUUUUGAAGGACAGCCACAAGACACUUCGUGAUGAAACUCGGUUACGUAGGCUUCAACAGAGGCCGCCUCCUAAAAUGCCUCCUGCAAAGUAUAAAUUAGCCUUAGCCGUUCGGAUUAGAGAUAUUAAAGGUAUCAGUCCCAAAGUGAUGAAGGUCAUCCAGAUGUUGAGGCUGAGAAAAAUAUUUAGUGGAACUUUUGUCAAGAUCUGCAAGACCUCCAUCACCAUGUUAAAGAUUGUUGAGCCCUACGUGGCUUGGGGAUAUCCAAACUUAAAGUCUGUGCGUGAGCUCAUUCUGAAGAGAGGACAGACCAAAGUGAACAGUAAGCCUGUUCCUUUAACAGAUAACAACUUCAUUGAGGAACACAUGGGUAAACAUGGCAUUAUCUGUUUGGAGGACUUGAUUCAUGAGGUUUACUCGGUUGGCAAGGCCUUCCGGGAAGCCAACAACUUCUUGAUGCCUUUCAAACUGUCAGUGGCCCGUCAUGCUGCCAGGGACAAGGCCGGGCUGCUCAAGGACCUAGGACAACCUGGAUUUCGUGGCACAGACAUUAACAACAUCAUCAGGCAACUGAACUGA
Molecule: messenger RNA, 744 nt
Organism: Nerophis lumbriciformis (worm pipefish)
Lineage: Eukaryota; Metazoa; Chordata; Actinopteri; Syngnathiformes; Syngnathidae
Source: RefSeq, a predicted model, not a curated record